Molecule: messenger RNA, 846 nt
Organism: Beauveria bassiana ARSEF 2860
Lineage: Eukaryota; Fungi; Ascomycota; Sordariomycetes; Hypocreales; Cordycipitaceae
Product: tyrosine phosphatase
Exons: 2
Coding region: 1-846 (281 amino acids)
Biological process (GO): dephosphorylation
Molecular function (GO): phosphoprotein phosphatase activity
Source: RefSeq, a predicted model, not a curated record
AUGCCGCUCGACGUUGCCGCCGUUGACGCGCUCGCGGCCACCGACGUCCGCACCGUCAUUCCGUCCGAGCAGCUGCUCCCCGUGCUGACCGCGCCACCCUUUGUCCCCUCGCGGUCUCUCCUCAACCUACGCGACGCCGGCGCCGUGCCCGGCAGCGCGAUCCCUCCCGGUCGCGUAUACCGCUGCGGCACGCUCGAGUACGCGGCCGGGGACCCCGAGGCGCUGGCGUGGCUGGCGGCGCACGUCCGGCACGUCUACGACCUGCGCCGGGAGGGUGCCGAGCGCGACGGCGCCCCGGACCCGCGCGUCCCCGGCGUCGACAACAUCUGGCGGCCCGCGCGCGGCGACUAUCCGACGCCUGCGCUAGCCGACUUUGCGGCCGCCGAGGGCAUUCAUGCCUGGCGCGCGCAAUACCUCAACGUCGCGCUGGCGUACGGCCCCACGUUCCGCGCGGUGCUCGAGCAGGUGCGGGACAAGCCGCGCGAGCCCAUGCUAUUUCACUGCUCUGCUGGUCGAGACCGUACCGGUGUACUCGCCGGCCUCUUGCACCAUCUCGCCGGCUCGCCGCCCGAGGCCGUGAUUCGCGACUACAUGCUAUCACGCAUCGGCAUCGAGCCCGUCCGAGACAAGCUGAUGCCGUUUGCCAUGAAGACGGUCGGCAUCACCGACCCGGAGACGCCGGGCUUCUACAACCUCGUCCAGCUGCGUCCCGAGUACUGGAACGCAUUCCUCGACGCGCUCAACGAGAGGUUUGGCGGCUGGGACGGCUACAUUACGUCUGCCGACGGCCUCGGCUUCUCCAACAAGGAACUCGAGGUGAUCAAGGUCAACAUGCGAACCGAGUAG